Molecule: messenger RNA, 1536 nt
Organism: Fusarium mangiferae
Lineage: Eukaryota; Fungi; Ascomycota; Sordariomycetes; Hypocreales; Nectriaceae
Product: putative SIK1-involved in pre-rRNA processing
Exons: 3
Coding region: 1-1536 (511 amino acids)
Cellular component (GO): small-subunit processome; box C/D methylation guide snoRNP complex
Molecular function (GO): snoRNA binding
Source: RefSeq, a predicted model, not a curated record
AUGUCGCACAUCGACUACGCUCUAUACGAAUCCCCCGUGGGCUAUGCCCUCUUCAAGGUGGUGCAUCAGCAGGAUGCGGUGGGCCUGAAAUUGAAGGAGACUCAGGCCGCCGUCAACGACCUCGCCAAGUUCGGCAAGAUGGUCAAGCUGGCCAACUUCAGCCCUUUCAGGGGCCACGUCGAGGCUCUUGAGAACAUUAACCUCGUCACUGAGGGUAUCGUCUCGGACUACCUCAAGUCUGUCCUCGAACUCAACCUCCCCCAGACCAGCGGCAAGAAGACCAAGGUUGUCCUUGGUGUUUCCGAGAAGAAUCUUGCUGGCGCGAUCAAGGGCCUCUUCCCCGGCCUCGAGUGCGAGACUGCCGAUACCUCUGACAUUGUCGGCGACGUUAUUCGCGGUAUCCGACUCCACGCCGACAAGCUUCUCGGCGGACUCAAGUACGGCGAUGUUGAGAAGGCCGGUCUGGGUAUGGGCCACGCCUACUCCCGUGCCAAGGUCAAGUUCAGCGUCACCCGCAACGACAACCACAUCAUCCAGGCUAGCGCGACCAUCGACUUCCAGGACAAGGGCGUCAACCAGUUUUUCAUGCGCGUUCGCGAGUGGUACGGAUGGCACUUCCCUGAGCUGGUCAAGAUUGUCUCCGACAACUACACCUACUGCAAGCUUGUUCUGGCCAUUGGCGACAAGAAGAGCUUGAACGAUGAUAAGCUCCACGACAUUGCCGCUCUCGUUGGUGAGGAUGGUGAGAAGGCCCAGGCCAUCAUUGACGCCGCCAAGGUCUCCAUGGGUCUCGACAUCUCUCCUGCUGACCUCGAGAUUGUCCACGGCUUCGCUGAGGCUGUUGUCAAGCAGGCCGACAACCGCAAGUCCACCUCCGCCUACCUCGAGAAGAAGAUGUCCGACAUCGCCCCCAACCUGCAGACUCUCAUUGGCACUCCCGUUGCCGCCCGCCUCAUCUCUCACGCUGGUUCUCUGACCAACCUCUCCAAGUACCCUGCCUCUACUCUUCAGAUUCUCGGUGCCGAGAAGGCUCUUUUCCGUGCUCUCAAGACCAAGAGCAACACCCCCAAGUACGGUCUCAUCUACCACAGCAGCUUCAUUGGCAAGGCUGGUCCCAAGAACAAGGGUCGCAUCUCUCGAUACCUCGCCAACAAGUGCAGUAUGGCCAGCCGUAUCGACAACUUCUCCGAGGAGCCCUCAACCCGCUUCGGUGAGGCUCUCAAGCAGCAGGUCGAGGACCGAUUAGAGUUCUACGCCACUGGCAAGAAGCCCGCCAAGAACACCGAUGUCAUGAAGGGCGUUAUGGACCUCCUUGACGACGGUGACAAUGCUGGCUCCGACGAGGAGAUGGCUGACGCUCCUGAGCCUGAGACCAAGAAGUCCAAGAAAGACAAGAAGGAGAAGAAGGAAAAGAAAGAGAAGAAGGACAAGAAGGAGAAGCGAAAGAGGGACGAGGAGGAUGCCGAGCCUGUGAAGGAAGACGGCGAGAAGAAAAAGAAGAAGAAGAGAAAGUCCAAGGCUGCGGAUGACGAGUAG